UAUCGAAUGAAAAUCUAUUAUUACGUAACGGAAUUAUAUACAAGUGCUAUGUUUACAUAAUAAUUCUUCCGUAAAGUAUUAAUUGCAUCCACUCGUUAAGUUGCUUUAGUAUGGACAUCAUUAUAUGAAAGUUAAGGCUAUUUCAUUAUGGAUAUAAUUAUUGAAAGAACGAGCAACCAAGGUGUACCGGAAAAUGGAAAUGUUCAUGGAAUGAGAAAUGUUCAUGGAAUGAGGAAAGUAACAUAUUGGGAAAAAUAUGGAGUUAAACGUUUUUCAUACCGUGGGAGAAGAAGGUUCACUCCAAUUCUCAAUCAACAUUUUGACGGUCAAAUUAGUAUAACAAACGAUGUAUUUGGCCUCACUAUUCAGCAAUUUGAACGGACAUUUAGAGCCUGUUUGGAAAGAAGAAAACAAAAUUCUCAAUGGAUCCUUAAUUUAAGAUAUCCUGUGAAAUCUUCUAACAAAUACCUUGAAUAUUUGGAAAAUUGUACAAGUCAGAUUGAAGGUAAUGUGCUCUGGCCCGAAAUAAAUGUUAAUAAUGAAUACCUGUAUGCACAGCUUGUUCAAAUUGUCGGAAAAGAAAGAGACAUACGCGUUAGACAACGGUUAUUUCUACUUAAAGAUAUAAUAGCAUGUAUAAUUGGCACUUCUAAGUUACAACAUAUCACCAGUGGAAGCAUAUCUGAAGGACUUGAUCUACCCGGCAGUGAUCUUGAUAUAAUGUUUGUAAUUGGUGAUGUAGAAGUGGUAAAUAGGGCAGAAAAUAUAAAUUUUUCACGAAAGUAUACAAAACUGGUGAUGGAAACAGACCCCUUGUAUCCAGGCUUCACAAGAUUGAAGUUAGCUGCAGAUGAUUAUCAUUAUUCUUUUCGUUUGAUCAAAGAUUCUCUAGUACAACGUUUGCAAACCAACACAAAUGUUUUUUAUGUAUCAACCUAUAAAUUCGUUCAAAACAUUCAACAAAUAUCGGAGUCAGUUGAAACGUUAUUACACGGUCCAUGCUUAUCGGAUUUAUAUGAGACCAUGGACUUUGCUUAUUGUCUCCGUUGUAAAUCGUUCCCAUACAAUGCAAGCAAUUGGGUAAAUCGUCAUAGGGAACAUUGGCCACCUAAUGAAGUAAUUGAUACAAUUGUGAAGAACGGCUGUUUGUUGGUACCUGUUGGACCUAAAGCAAUGACAAACGAUCAAUUAUUUUGGAGGUUAUCUUUUUCUGUGGCAGAAAAACAACUGGUUCAUUCGUUUAAUUAUACGCAAUUAUUAUGUUACGGCCUUCUUAAAUUAACAUUGAAGCACAUCAUUAACAAAAAACCUGGUGUAAAGGAUUUGUUAUGCUCCUACUUUCUAAAAACAACGCUAUUCUGGGUAUCAGAGAAAGUGUCUAUCGAGACAUUUCAGUUGCCUAACAUAUUUAACAGUUUUUUCUUGUGUUUAGAUACAUUAAGAUCGUUUGUUAACAAUUGCUACUGUCCCAACUAUUUUAUACCUGAACAAAAUAUGUUUCAAGGAAAGGUCAAUAUGAGAAAUAAUAAGAGAUUGCUAAGUAUCAUUCACGGUAUUGAACGUGGCGGUACAGCUGGACUGAUAUCUAAUUUUUUGUCCGAAGGUGCUAUUGUAGAUUGUCUAGCACCAACUUUCAAUUGCGAGUCUUCUACGCAGUUAGAUUUUUUCUUUUAUAAAUAUAUCUCUGGAUUUAGGCCUCAAACGCAUAUAAAUAACUGUUACCGAGGAAUGAUUACUGCUAAAUCGUUCCUUCAGAGUGAAUCGUCUAUCUUUGUACAGGAUGUCUGUAAAUGGUGGAUCGACAGUCUCAAUCAUUUUGUGGUGCAACUACUUCCUCGUCCAUUUUGGGGACAGAAUGUCAAAAAUAAACAAAAUCGUUAUCAUAAACAUUUACUGUCAAGUUUACAGACAGAUGCUGUGAAUGGUUGGCUGUUAUACGCUUCGUUUUAUUACGUCAUUGGACAAUACAAAGUUACACUCAGAAUUACAGAUUAUGUUUUAUCAAAAUGUACACAUGAUAAGUUAUAUUUAGGCUUUUUAACUUUUCCCCAAAAUAUAAUAAAUAACUAUGCGAAAAAUAUUUGUACAAAAAACGUAACACUUAACGAAAAGGCGAAUUUGGCGACUAUAAAUCAUUUCACAUACUUGAAACGUUCUUCUUUAAUACCUGCGGAGCUCAGCCUGGAGGUGGAAAAUAAUGAAUUAUAUGUACCUCCUGUUGUUUUAGCUCAUUGUCUCAGAGUUCUUUGUUUCCAUCAUCUCGGUGAAACCUUCAAUACACUACAAGCGUUGCAGGAUUUAAACUUAACUGUUAGAGAAAAAUAUUUCAUUACAAGCAAUCUAGCAUCUGAAACAUUAACAAUUCUCGGUGUGUGCUGUGAGGUAUAUGGUGAUAUUGAUUCAGCUUAUGUGUGCUACGAUAAAGUUUCAAGUGUUCUUGUUGGGACUAAUCAUACAGCAGAAAUUAGAAAAAAAGACCUCUUGAAAAGACGAAAUGUUAGACCCUAAAAAUAGUCGUUCUGUUAAUGGAUGUUUGCUUUAAUGUACAUUUUGAAUGUAUUUGUUUUCUGUACAUCUGAAACAAUUUUAUCUAUUUAUAGAUUUUCGUUGGUUACGGUACGGCGAAAGUGAGAAAAGCAAUCGAGUUGAGAUGACUAAUGAUAAUUAGUGUAUCGCUAUAUUAUCUAUGAAGACGUUGUUAAGUUCCCUGAGUUUCUUUAGUUUCUAGCGUUGAUUUUUAUAUCACUCGACUCUGUUUUCACAUCACUGGACUCUGCUAAAUAUGAAAAUUAUCAGUCAGCAAAAUCAAAAGAAAAAUUUAAAACAGCGUUAAUGUUUUUUUAUUCUAUGUUUGAUAAAUCACUACUAAAAAUACUUAAUUGUAACAUAUAGAUAUAGGAAGAUGUGGUAUGCGUGUCAAUGAGAAAACUCUCCAUCCAAGUAACAAUUUUCAAAAGUAAACCACUAUAGAUCAAGGUACGGCCUUCAACACAGAGCCUUAGCUCACACACAACAAGCUAUAACUAUAACUAUAAGGACAAAAAACAAAUACUAUUGGAAAACCAUUCAAACGGGAAAACCGUAUACUUAACUGACAGUUCUGACUAAAAGUGAAGUGCGCUAAUUUUUAUUUUAUCUUAUUUCACCUUUCAUAGACGACAAAUAUAAAAUUGAGAAUGGAAAUGGGGAAUGUGUCAAAGAGACAACAACCCGACCAAAUAAAAAAACAACAGCAGAAGGUCACCAACAGGUUUUCAAUGUAGCGAGAAAUUCCCGCACCCGGAGGCGUCCUUCAGCUCGCCCCUACACAAAUAUACACUAGUUCAGUGAUAAUGAACGCCAUACUAAUUUCCAAAUUGUACACAAGAAACUAAAAUUAAAAUAAUAAUAGACUAACAAAGGCCAGAGGCUCCUGACUUGGAACAGGCGCAAAAAAUGCGGCGGGGUAAAACCUGUUUGUUUGUGAGAUCUCAACCCUCCCCCUAUACCUCUAACCAAUGUAGAAAAGUAAACGCAUAACAAUACGCACAUUAAAAUUCAGUUCAAGAGAAGUCCGAGUCUGAUGUCAGAAGAUGUAACCAAAGAAAAUAAACAAAAUGACAAUAACACAUAAAUAACAACAGACUACUAGCAGUUAACUGACAUGCCAGCUCCAG
Messenger RNA from Mytilus trossulus (common blue mussel), 3656 nucleotides. RefSeq lists its product as uncharacterized. The transcript is spliced from 3 exons. The record is from RefSeq and is a predicted model, not a curated record. Bases 148 to 2508 code for a protein of 786 amino acids. NCBI's taxonomy places the organism in Eukaryota, Metazoa, Mollusca, Bivalvia, Mytilida, Mytilidae.